AUGGCUUCUGACGACGACUAUGAGGAUUCUAAUCCCGUCGCAGAGGAGAAGGUCCUUAAGGAUUUAAUAAAAAAGAGGGGCAUAGAAAAAUGUAAAUUAACACUUUUCAAAAAAUUUCUAGCAAAAUUGGACCCCAAGUCUUUAUCAGCAGAAAAUUACCUAGAUCUCGAAUUACGAGUAGAGAAACUGUCUUUAUUAAUCACAAAAUUUGAAAGUUUACAGGAUAAAAUUGAAACUCUGACUACAAACAUUGAGCAGGAACUCGUAGAACGGGAAUCAUUCGAGAAUGGCUUCUACGAGUCCAUGGCCAAGGCAAAGGGGUAUUUACGAGGGCAUACCCAGGCUUCAUCCAACACCGCACAAGGUGACACCUCACAGGCAAUGCUCACAUCCGAACUUGUUGAUAUCAAGUUCCCUGAAAUUUCUUUACCAACAUUCACCGGAAGUGUGCUCCUUACCUUGCAACUCGAUGCUUACAGCAGCUGGCGGAAGAGAACAAACACUUGUACCCGACCGCGGCCACAGUCAUCACUUCUGAUUUCUAUAUGGAUGACUUAUUAUACGGGGGCGAUAACGAGCUUCAAGUAUUACUGCACGCAGGACCGCAACUGUUAUUGUCAUCACUGCGUGAACAGUACUGGCCUAUACACGUUACAGCAAGUACAACAAGAUUUCUGGCGAAGGUGGUCUAGAGAUUAUAUCGGACUGCUGCAGACACGUUCCAAGUGGAGAAGUUCCAAGGGCCAUGGUCUCCGCGAAGGCGACGUAGUCCUCGUGAAGGAAGACGGGCUGCCCCCGAGCCACUGGAGGCUUGGACGCAUCACCAACUGCUGCCGGGGGAAGGACGAGCAAAGCGGCGAUGCAGCAGCAUGGGCGGCCGCGAUGAGCCCGCCGCUCCGCUUGCAGCCGGCACCUGCGCUACCUACCUCGACGCUGGCACUCAUGGGAGUGGAACGCGGUAACGUGGCAGUGGCGGCGGGCGCAGCCGGCGCGGCGGUUGCGAUCAACGGAGCCGCCGCGCCGCUGGGCGCCGAGCCGCCGCGCAAGCGCCCCAAGCUGGCCUCCGACGACUCGGCCGCGCUGCGGAAACGUAUCCUCGAGUACAAGCUGCUGCGGCUCAAGUCCUUGCGCGACAGGUUCACGGAGCAGCUGAGCGAACUAUACUUCCUGCAGGCGGGCGGCAACAUGAUGGACUACACCGCGUGGCACAAGCGGCCGGCCGCGCCGCAGCUGCUGGCGUUCCUAGAGGCGCGGCGGCCGCCGCCGCUGGCGCCGCCGCCGCCCGACCCGCCGCCCGCAGCCGCGCCCGCCCCCGCCGCCGCCGCCGCCCCCGCCGCCGCCGCUCCCGCGCCCGACGAGGUGGUGGAGAAGGCCAAGCAGGAGGCGUACGUGGCGCGCCGCGUGGCCGAGCUGGCGCGCGCCGGCCUGUGGACCGAGCGCCGCCUGCCGCGCGUGCUCGAGCCGCCGCGGGCCAAGAGCCACUGGGACUAUCUGCUCGAGGAGAUGGCGUGGUUAGCACAAGACUUUGCCCACGAGCGCAAGUGGAAAAAGCAAGCCGCUAAAAAGUGUGCUCGUGCGGUUCAGAAAUAUUUUCAAGAUAAAGCUGCAGCAGCUCAAAAGGCAGAAAAAGCUCAGGAAUUGCAACUGAAAAAAAUUGCUGCUUUUGCUGCAAAAGAAAUAAGGUUGUUUUGGACGAAUGUCGAAAAGCUGGUGGAGUGGAAGCGCGAGCGGCGCGUGGAGCGCGCGCGUAAGGAGGCCCUGGACGAGCAGCUGAGCUACAUCGUGGACCGCACCGAGCGGUACUCGCGCCAGCUGGCCGCCAACCUGCGUCGCCGCGCCGCGCCGCCGCCGCCCGACCACUCGCCGCCGCUCUCCGACUACGGGCCCGACGCCGACGACUCGGCCGACGACGAGGGCACCAUCGCCGAGCAGGAGCGCCGCGAGCGCCCCGAGGACACCGCCGCCGAGUUGGACGCGCUGCGCCAGGAGGCCGAGCUCGGGCUCGACGAGCUCGUGCGCCGCUACGCCGAGCACCCGCCCACAGACGCCGGCGAAGCGGCUGGCGCCACCGACACCGACACGGAUACCGACAGCGGCGACUCGGACGACGAGCCCGCCUCCGCCUCCGACUCGGAGGACACCGACGAGAGCGAGCCUCGGCCGCUCGAGGCGCUGGUGGGCGCGCCGGAGGAGGCGGGCGCGGAGGACGCGGGCGAGCGGCGCGUGGAGGCGUGCGCGUCGCUGGCGGCCGCGCUGCAGCCCACCGGCACCACGCUGGCCGACACGGCCGUGGCCACGCCCGUGCCGCGCCUGCUGAAGCACCCGCUGCGCGAGUACCAGCACGUGGGCCUGCACUGGCUCGCCACCAUGCACGCGCGCCAGCUCAACGGCAUCCUCGCCGACGAGAUGGGGCUCGGCAAGACCAUUCAGACGAUCGCCUUGCUGGCGCACCUCGCGCUCGAGUCCGGGGACUGGGGGCCCCACCUCGUCGUCGCGCCCACUUCCGUGGUGCUCAAUUGGGAGAUGGAGUUCAAGAAGUGGUGUCCGGCGUUCAAGAUUCUCACUUACUACGGCACCAUCAAGGAGCGGAAGCUCAAACGGGUCGGAUGGACGAAGGCCAAUUCGUUUCAUGUCUGUAUAACCUCGUACAAACUCGUGGUGCAAGAUCACCAAAGCUUUCGACGGAAACGAUGGAAAUAUCUCAUUCUCGAUGAAGCGCAGAAUAUCAAAAAUUUUAAGUCUCAAAGAUGGCAGAUGUUGCUAAAUUUUCAAACUGAGAGGCGGCUGCUGCUGACGGGCACGCCGCUGCAGAACAGCCUGCUGGAGCUGUGGUCGCUGAUGCACUUCCUGAUGCCGGCCGUGUUCGCCAGCCACUCGCACUUCCGCGAGUGGUUCGCGGACGUGGCCGCCGCCGCCGAGGGCGCCGCGCGGAACGACGCGCUCGUGCGCCGCCUACACGAGGUCCUGCGGCCUUUUCUGUUGCGGCGUCUGAAAGCCGACGUGGAACGUCAGAUGCCGCGCAAAUACGAACACGUGCUGCUCUGCCGCCUUUCGAAACGCCAACGGUUUCUCUACGACGACUUUAUGGCUCGCGCUAAGACCAAGGAGAGCCUCGCGUCCGGCAACCUGCUGAGCGUCAUCAACGUGUUGAUGCAGCUGCGCAAGGUGUGCAACCAUCCCGACCUGUUCGAGCCGCGGCCGGUCGUGUCGCCGCUGCAGCUGUCGGCGCUGCGCCUGAUCGUGCCGGCCCUCGUGCUGUGCCCCGAGCCCGCCGAGCGCGUGCUGCUCGCGGCGCGCCUCGCCGGGGACCUCGCGUCGUUCGAGCUGGCCGGCGCCGGCGCCUUCGCGGCGCACCGCGCGCGCCACCUGGCGCCGCCGCGCCGUCUCGUGGAGGAGCUGGCGGCGCCGCGCUCGCCGCCGCGGCCGCCGCCCGCUCGCCUGCGCCUGCACCUGCGGCUGGUGCCGCGCGCCGCGCCCGCGCCGCCGCCCGGCGCCGCGCCGCCGCCCGCCCUCGCCGCCCGCCCGCCGCGCGCCCCGCGCCCCGCGGCGCCGCCGCGCCCGGCGCCGCCCGCGCCCUCGGCGGCGGCCGAACGGCUCGAGGCGCGCCGCCGCGCCUGCCUGCGGCGGUUGGCCGCCGCCAACGAGCGCCGCUGCUGGCGCCUCCCGCUCUACGGCGCCGAUCUCCGAGCGGCCGUGGCCGCGGGUGGCCCGCCGGUGCCACCGCGAGACAUCCGGGACGUGCUCGACGACAUGAGCGACAUCAUCGACAGGUUCUCGCUGUGCUGCGCGGGCGCGCGCGCGGCGGCGCCGACGCUGGUGGCGGGCGCGGGGCGCGGCGCACGCGCGUGGCGGCUGCGGGCGGCGCGCGCCGAGCUGGCGGCGCGGGCGCCGGUGGCGGCGGCGCGGGCGCUGCUGCACGCGCCCGCCGCGAGGCACGCCGUGGCCUUCCCGCACCCCAGGCUGCUGCAGUACGACUGCGGCAAGCUGCAGACGCUGGCGGCGCUGCUGCGGCGGCUGAAGGCGGGCGGGCACCGCGUGCUGAUAUUCACGCAAAUGACGCGCGUCCUCGACGUGCUCGAGGCUUUCCUCUCGAUGCACGGCCUCACGUACCUGCGCCUGGACGGCGCGACGCGGGUCGAGGCUCGCCAGCCGCUCGUGGAGCGCUUCAACUCGGACGCGCGCGUCUUCGCCAUGAUCCUGUCCACGCGCUCCGGCGGCGUCGGCCUCAACCUCACCGGCGCCGACUGCGUCAUAUUUUACGACUCUGAUUGGAACCCGACAAUGGAUGCGCAGGCACAGGACCGGGCGCACCGCAUCGGCCAGACGCGCGACGUGCACGUGUUCCGGCUCGUGACCGCCUGCACCGUCGAGGAGAACAUUCUGCGGAAGGCCGAGCAGAAGCGCGCACUCGGGCACCUCGCCAUCGAGGACGGACACUUCACCACGUCGUACCUCCGUCAGGCAAACAUCAAGGAGCUUUUCACCGGCGAAAACGGUGCGGAGGUGGCGGUCGAGGUGGAGAGCGAGGAGAGCGGCGGCGGCGGCGCGGUCGGCGGCGAGCUGGAGACGGCGCUGGCCGCCUGCGAGGACGAGGCCGACGCGGCCGCGGCCCGCGCCGCGCGUGCCGAGCAGCGCCGCGAUCUCGCCGAGUUCGACGAGACGCUGCCGCUGGACGAGGACGCGGCGCCCGCCGCCCCCGCCCCCGCCGCCGCCGCCGCGCCCGCCGCCAAGCACACGGCGCCCUCCACGCCCGCGCGCUCGCCCUCGCGCGCCGCCGACGCCGACCCCGACGCCGGCGAGUUGGCCGCGCUUAUGAAACAGUUGACACCGAUCGAGAAGUAUGCGAUGCGGUUGGUGGAGAGCAGCGAUACCGCGUCAGAGGCGGAGCGCUCGGCGCUGGCCGACAUGCGGCGGCAGCUGCGCGACUGGGAGGACAAGCGGCGCCGCCUGCGCUCGCCGUCACCCGCGCCCGCGCCGGCCGCCCGCGCCUCGCCCGACCUCACGUACAGCCGCGACGACGCGCGCGCCAAGGUAUGGGUGAGCGGCGGCCCCGCAGGCGAGCGCAUGCCGGUGUGGUGCCCGCCCACGCCGCCUGCCGCCGACACGGACGUGUACUGCGAGUCGUGGGCCCGCGUGCUGUACCGCGCCGGCGCCGCGCCCGACGCCGCCCUGCCGCCCGUGCACCGGCGCGAGGCGCGCGUCCGCGAGCCGCGCCGGCGCCUGGGCGCCCGCGCCGCUGCCGCGCCCCCCUCCAUGUUCGAGCGAGCCGGGCCCCGCCCGCGCCCGCGCCCACGCCCGCCGCCGCCGGCGCAGCGCGACGCACCCGCCGCGCUCGACUGGGCGGCGCCGGAGGACGCAGCGCUACGACGCGCGCUGCGCUUGCAGCGGCUACCGCCCGACCCGCCCGCUGCCGUCACGCCCAAUUGGGAGUGGGUCGCCGAACUCGUCAACGAGACCGCCCGCGCCUAUCGCUCGGCUCGUCAGGCGCGAGACCGCCACGACGCUCUCGCCGAUCCGGAGCGCGCGCGGCGUAAACACAAGAAGCCGGCGAGCGCCCGCCGCCGGCCCGACGACGACGCGCCCCGGCCGCCGCUCGCGCGACUCGACGCGAUGCGCGAGGCCGCCGAGCGCCGGCGGGCGCAGCCGAAGCGCCGACUCGACGACACCGCUCAUCAUAAUCCUAAGCACGCGGCUCUACUCGCCGAUCACGGAGUAGAUUACGAAACUCCGCCGACUCCGAUGGAGGUAGCGACGCGCCGCGCCGAACGCAUAGCCAAAGAGAAGCUGAAGGCGGGCGCGGCGCCGAGCGCGGCUCCCGGGCCGGCGCCGCCCAGCGCGCCGCCCGCCGCGCCGCCGCAGCGCAUCGUGGUGGCGGCG
Molecule: messenger RNA, 5877 nt
Organism: Pectinophora gossypiella (pink bollworm)
Lineage: Eukaryota; Metazoa; Arthropoda; Insecta; Lepidoptera; Gelechiidae
Gene: dom
Product: helicase domino
Exons: 18
Cellular component (GO): Swr1 complex
Molecular function (GO): ATP binding; ATP-dependent chromatin remodeler activity; histone binding
Source: RefSeq, a predicted model, not a curated record